GGCACAAAUAUCCCAGCCACAGGAUACCUACAAAACCUAGAAGUUGAACCCUAAAUAACUACAGUUGAAGCAACUACUUCAACCUUUUGGAUAGAAUGAAGCAAUCGAAGGAUCCAUUUGAAGCAGCAUUGGUGGAGCAAGAGGAAUCGCCACCUGAUUCCCCAGUUGGUGAGGAUGAGUUGAACAAUCAAGCUCCAAAUGAAGCCCAGAACCAAACCGAUGGUGGACAGAAUAUGCUUGUAGAUGAUGAUGAUUACGAUGAUAUCGGUUCCAACAGCAAAAAUCCCUCUCAUCCGUCAUCGAGUUCAACUCCUAAGUUGCACUUCUCAAGGGCUAAUGCUAAUGUUGUUGCUGCUGUCACCAAAAAGAACAAAGAAUAUGACGAUGACGAAGAAGAGGAAAAUGUGGAGGUUGAGCUAAGCAAGUUCCCUUCUAGUGUUGACCCUGCUAAAAUGGCCAAGAUGCAAACUAUUUUAUCACAAUUCACAGAGGACCAGAUGAGUAGAUAUGAAUCAUUUAGGAGAUCUGCACUUCAAAAGUCUAACAUGAGAAGGUUGUUGGUAAGCAUAACUGGCAGCCAGAAAAUUUCAUUACCAAUGACCAUUGUUGUGUGUGGGAUAGCAAAAAUGUUUGUUGGUGAACUUGUUGAGAAAGCUAGAAUGGUCAUGACGGAGAGAAAAGAAUCUGGCCCAAUCAGGCCUUGCCACAUCCGAGAAGCUUAUAGACAACUGAAGCUUGAAGGCAAAGUGCCUAAGAGAUCAGUGCAAAGGCUGUUUCGCUAAGUGUAUCUACAAACAAGCAUGCUCAUCAUCUAUCUGGUGUUUGUUACUAUUAACAUGGAUUGCAUAUCUGACAACACUUGGUAACUAAUAACUUUUCAACCUUGUAUUACCGUCCAUCCUUCUUGUUCAA
Molecule: messenger RNA, 912 nt
Organism: Hibiscus syriacus
Lineage: Eukaryota; Viridiplantae; Streptophyta; Magnoliopsida; Malvales; Malvaceae
Product: transcription initiation factor TFIID subunit 11-like
Exons: 5
Coding region: 96-782 (228 amino acids)
Biological process (GO): transcription initiation at RNA polymerase II promoter; RNA polymerase II preinitiation complex assembly
Cellular component (GO): nucleus; transcription factor TFIID complex
Molecular function (GO): protein heterodimerization activity; transcription coactivator activity
Source: RefSeq, a predicted model, not a curated record